Dentiscutata heterogama is the source of this 630-nucleotide messenger RNA. The record is from the annotation of a GenBank genome assembly. Lineage: Eukaryota; Fungi; Glomeromycota; Glomeromycetes; Diversisporales; Gigasporaceae.
AUGUCUAUAAAUUUCGUUCGUUGUUUAAUGGCAGAACCUUCUGCUCCACCGAUAUCGCAAGUUUCAGUGAUGAAUGUCGAUCAACUAAAUGCGCAACAAUUACCAAGGCAGCCUCAGCCGCCAUAUUAUCCUGCACAAUCACAAUUACCCGUUCCACCAACAAUGGCGGAAGUUCAACCUCCGCCUCCAGGAUUGCCUCCACGUCCUGUAGAUUUUAGUACCCAACAAAGUUACGAUCUGGCCCCUCCUCCACCGUUUCGUGCUGCUAUUCCUACCUCACUACCACAACUACCACAGAUACCACAACCACCACAGCCACCACAACCAAUUGGAUCCAUAAAGGAAGGAUCUACUCCUACCAAAACCGAUAUUACAACUCCACCGCCAAUCUCUUCCCAAGUUCCCAUACCAAAAAAGCCUCCACAAAUGAAAAAAUCUACUCAACCUCUUCAUUUACUUCUUCUAGAAUGUUGUAAAGAGUAUAUCACUGGAAAUCUGACGACAAAGUCUGAAGAAGAUAUUAAAGAGUUAUUAAACGAUCGAAAGAAAUUACAUGCUGAUUUACAGCUCUAUUGCACCGAUGUUAUUCUAACAUCUGCAAGAGAUCGAAUUUUGAACGAAUUAGAUGAA